AUUUCGUGCAGUUGUGAGAAAUGAGAGCUGUCAUCUGAAAAUUUAUCAAAAUAGAAGAAAUAAAGGAGAGGACAGGGAUGUUUCCGACCAAUUAGUGAAGAUGUAAACAAAUAUAAUGGCUGAAGCAAUAGUAACAGACUGGUUAGCAGAUUAUUCUGCAUUAGAGCCCUCCGAGCUGCAUACUUUUGCUGCUAUGCAUGAAAAUAAUCAGGAAAUAGCUGAUGCAUUGUAUACAAUCUUAAAUGAAAGACUUAAAUACCCAGAUUUAAUACAUUCAAUAUGUCACCAGUUUUACAGUUUUUAUCGUUCGGACGAGGAAUUCUUGAAAAGAUUCACGUUACAAUUCAUUCCAGUACUAAUUUAUAUAUACCUUUCAUCAGUAGCUAUGGGAGAUAAGAAAAGCUGCAGAAGCGUAGAGACCCUAUUAAUAAGUGUAUAUAACGUAGAGGUUAGCACAGAAGACGGCGGUCAGAAAAUAGUCUCAUUUCGUAUGCCGGUGUUGGCGCAAGCCUCCAUUUAUCAUGAAGAAAAAAGUUUACACACAACAGAUCUGCGCAGAUGGGAAGAAAAUAGCAACCGCGAUGUGAAAUGGGGUCCGCUACCGCAAGUUGAAUCAAUAAAUGCUCAGAAUCGGAUGAAAAUUAUGACGGCCCUCUUAUUUGCAUAUAAUCAACAAUUGUGUCUUAUGCAAAAAUGCACUCUCCUUCAUCUGUGCAAAAUUGCGUCGCAGUUAGUCAAUCAAGGGUUUUCGAAACCAGGCCAUGCACACCGUUCUUCGUACGGAACCGAUCCAAAUUCGACGAUCAUGCCAAAGCCUACUCCUCGUAUCCCAGUCUCAUCGCAAUUUCUUUUAGAACUUGUACAUGCUAUUUAUUUUGCAAUGUUCAAUGAGUUUGGUUCGAUCGCGAUACAGACAUUAGAUGAUAUACAUAAUCGUGGAUGCUAUGAAAUGUUUUCUGAUUUAAUUAUUGUUACAAAUGCUAUACGAAAUUCACUUCAUGCGAAUCCAUCAGGCCAACCGAGUGAUGGCCCGAUGGGAUUAAGUGUAGCACUAACGCCAGCUACAAACACGGUAACCGUUUCGAAAUCAAUGAUUACAAAUGCGUCAUUCCGAACGAAAAAACUGCCAGACGAUCUUGACAUGGAGUUCCUGGCUAGUUUGCCCAAUCAGCAUCAAAUCGUAGAUAGAAUUGAAGCCGGUGAAAUGGGUUUUACUAGUGGCGAUGAGAACCCCACUCACAAAGAUUUGAGCAAGAAAGUGGAUAUGAUAAACUUUCGUCGAUGGAAGAACUGGGGAUUUAAAUAUAGUCCCGGUAGCAAAACUUCAAGCAUUGAAGAAGAACCAGAAUCACCAAAAAAAUCGCUCUCGUCAUCGAAAAAUUCGAGUCCGAAUGCGUCGCCGAAGCAUAAAAAAUUGCCACUGAAAGACGAGGUGCUAAUGUCGUUAGCUACAACAGUGCGGCGGAAAAAGGGCCCAAACGCCUCGAAUAGCAAACAAAGCAAGGAUAAUCGUUCCAGUGCCGGGGCGCGUCUAUGCCAGACGUUGAGCGAUUCGAAUGAAGAGUCAGAGGAUGAAAUGCACGCGCUAUUAGGGAACGGCCGACCAGCUAGUAUUCAUGUUGUUCAAACGGCCGGAGAUGAUAUACCUAUACAAGGGGCUAAGGAUGAAGGUGGUGCCUUGAUGAGUAUUACAGAAGAAGCUGGCGAACAAACAGCGAAUGUGGGGAAUCGAAAUACGGUAGUGCGUUUAAGUAAAGAUGGUUUGAAGCCGCAUAAAGCGCUAAUGGCUGGUUUCAAAAAGUCAAAAGAUAAAGAGAAGGAAAAGGAUCCGAAACCGGCCUCAGCGAAAAAUGGAAAUAUUAGUGACAUAAAAGAUACCAAGCAACCAACAAAACGCGAUAAGCUUGCUAGUCGAGGAUCAGUGCAGCUUACAGCAAGUGGUGAACUGGAUGUUUUGGAAAAAUCUAGUCCAUUGGCAAACAUUAAAUCAAAGAUUAUCGACUCUACGGCUAACGUUCCAAGUGCAAAUACAACCAGUAUAGCUGAUAUAAUGCCGUUACAAAACCUAACAAAUGGCGGUUUCAACGAUGAAAAAGUGGGGUCGGAUUCAAUUACCAACAGCUGUGACGCAUCUGAUUCUAUCGGCUCGAGCACAGAUGUUUCCAGCAAUCAGAGACCAUCUCUAGCACUUGUUGAUCCCCAUGCGCAUAUUCAAAUAAGUCAGGUUUAAAACCGAAAUACUAUAUUUAUUUUAUAUUGUUUUGAUUAGGAUGCCUAUGCAACAAUUGUUAUCUUUUUUAGUUUCACGUUUUAUUAUUAUUCCACGUGGCAUUGUAAGCAUACAGUACUUGUAACUGUUUGCAAAACCUAGUUGUACUGCAAACAAGUGGAAUUUCGUUAAGUUUGCUAUAGUCCUGGAAAAUUAUGUCAUCCUUUAUUGAACACUUGUUGCAAAAUUAUGACCGUUAUUAUAUAACUAAACUCAACAUCAAUUUUUCAUUGUUUUUAGACUUGUUUUAAAACUGUAAAAUUACAAAAUACAAUAACUAUUUGCACAUUUUAAUAUAACUUCAUUUUUCUCUAACAAUAUCAACUACGCCUCGCGAACUAUUGGCAGUAUGUUCCAAUUUAUAUAAUUUAAUCCGUCUCCUUACUUUAAUUUUCGUAGCCUAAUAACCAUAACACACACCCUUAAGAAUCUUUUCUCGGAAUAUAUGCAUAGGACGGAAGCUUUGUUUUUACGGAUUGAGGGAUCGAUAAGAUGAUGUUUAACAUUCAGUGGAAAUAUAUAUUUAUAUACAUACUUAUUGACUAUUUGAUGACUUAGAUAUGAACAAAAUCUAUAUGUUAAAAAGAAUAUAUAUAUUUAAAAUUGUUGGGUUGUGCUGAUAUGCCAUUUGUGAGAACUGUAUGAAUUACCAUGUAUUUUCCCUUUUGGACUUGUAUUAUAUAAAUAUAAAAAGGUAUAUAUCGCUUCCCCAUAUUGUAAUAAAGUAAAAUUGUACACUACACUGCCUUUUUCUGGCAGAGAAUCGAAAAGUAGAAAAUCAUAGAUUAUUCCUUUGAAGAAAUCCGGACAUUUUAAUAUGAAUACUCAUUUUAGCUAAACCUUAUGCGAAAUUGAAUUUCAGUUUGGGUACAAAGUAUUAAGUGCAUUUAAUUUGCGGACUGGUUGAUUUAAACUUGUAAAAUAUGUCUGAAUAUUUAUGUAAAAAGGGUUUAAGAGAAAUAUAUGAAAUUUGAAAAGGAGAUCAAAUCAGUAGAUAGAUUACAUUACAUUUAAUGUGAAUAUUGUACAUAUUGCUAAUUUGGUCAGAAUGAGCUAACUUUUAUGGUGCGUCGAAAUUUUAGAAAGUUUUUGUUUUUUUGUCAAUAAUGUGAACAUUUUUUGCAGUAUGAAGUGAGUGGCCACUGAUGAUCUCAUGUUGCUCUUGUUAUUUGGUAGCGAUUUUCCCUUAGUUUUCCAUUUUUGAGCGAUGCGGAUCUCUGGCAAUGCUCGAAAUACCUGAGACUAACUAUCCCCUUCUUCAGUGAAGAUAAAACACUGAAGAAGGGGACAGUUGGUCCCCGAAAUACGUAUUUGUAUAGAUUAGAUACUUUUAGCCAAUAAAAUGGAAAAGUAUCUCUGUUUUCGGGAGUUAUUUAUUAUAAACUUCGACGUUCAUCCGGGAAGUACACAAAUAAUCAAAUCAUGUUUGUAUAGCUGCACACAUCAACCCGGAAUAUUUUUGAGUAACGAAAGGGUGUAUAUCACUAUGUACCAGUCAUCUCAAGAAUUUUUAGUGAUAUAGCGCUACUUUAUAUUUUCCCCCACAAUCCAUUGUGUUUCAGUUGUACAGUCAUUGUAUUAUUUAUGGCUUAUGAUGCACCAUGGUUGUAUUUUUAAGGUGAAUAAAAUUUGGUGGUCAUAUGGGGACUAUGAAAUCCAAAGUAUACAGUGAGUGACAUAAAUUUGUGCGGAGUUUCGAGUCGGAGUAGAAUUUUUUUCUUCAAAUCUGUAUAGGAUAUCAAAUGGAAUGUCUCAAUUAGUAGUUUCAUGAGCAAAUUUUUGUUUUAACAUCCACCGUAAAAUAGAGAAGUCAAAAACUAUAAAUUUAAAAUGAGACAGGGAUCAGUUUCAAAAAACACAAAAAUCUGUAAAAAUUCACGAUGACGAUGAAAUCUUGGCCUAAAAAUACAUCUUGUUCCGAUAUCUUCUCAAAUGAGCUUAAUAAUAGUAUACUAUCAAUUUUUUCAAAAUAAUAUGAAGCCAGAUACUAAUGGAAGUGGACUACUAUCUAAGCAGUAGUUUCCAGAACUAAAUAGUAGUGCAAGUGGUUCUUGAAAAGUGAUCGACAAUUGAAAUAAAUUUUAACUAUGCACUGUAAUGCACUCAAUAUUCCUCACACCUGAAGCGUCCAGCUUCCGCUUGUUUAAGUAUAUUCCUGUUCCAGUUGCUACUGAGCUUUUUUUUAGCGAUUAUCAUUUGAAGACGAAAAAAUGUCCGAUAUUGAAUGUUAAUAAAAAACCCGAUAUUACCACAGCUGAAGCACAGACAAUAUAUUAUGUAUGCUUGUUAUACAAAUGUCCAGGAAUAGCUUAUUGUAAAUUAUGAAUACUGGUAGUUCUUGGAGAUAACACGUGUGUUACCACUAUAUUAUCAGCUCGCCUGUCCUUUCUGGCUUAUUUAACGUCGUUCGAAGCCGUGCUUGAAGAAAUACAUUUUGUGGAAUAAGUACCCGAAAUUUUUAAAGAAAAACACAUAAGAUCGAAUUUUCAUCCAAAUUUAUUGCAUUGCCUUGUGAUGUGAUCUAUCUAAGGUGAUACAUUUAUGCCACUCAUGCUCUUUUUACAAGUCCAUUUUCGUGUUUCUUUUGUCAAUUUGAUUUUAUGACAAUUAUCUCAAACCAUGUAAUAUCAAAAUGAGUUUUUGGAGCAGGAAAAACUCCAUUCGGUGCUAAAUCCGUGGAGAACGAUGCUUGGUCAAUGUCAUUUAUCGUGAUAAAAAAUCUGUUCACAAUAAUGGCUUCUUAUCGUGGUGCAAAAUCCGAGAAUUGUUUGCUUACGACGACGAUUCCCCUUCAAACGCUUUAUUGUCGGCCUUUUGGGAGAAAUUCAAAAUCAACCACGCCACGGCAAUCAAAGUGUCCUUUGAUGACUAUUAGCGAAUCUUUCCUUUUCUCUGCUUCUUCCGUGGACCUGUUUGUAUGGAAUACUGAUACACUUCUCAUCUGUCCUUAUGGUGCGUUGACGAAAAAAAAGGUCUUCAGUAACUGAUGUUUAGUGCUGUUUUUGUAAAAAAUCGAUUCUUUUCGAGCAAGUGGUUGAUAUCACACGACUCAUACUCAAAACAAAAACUACAUUUAAUUGACCUGUCUCGUGAGAAUUGUUCAGUUCACAAGUUAUAAUAUCGAUUUUUGAGCACAACUUCCUUCCCUCUAUCAAAGUUUUCAUGAGUAACCGCUCGAGGACUGAUAUGAGUGGUUUGUAUCAUAUUUAUCAUCAUCAUAUGAUUUAGUGCACACUGUGCAAUGGACGGCUGGGGCGUCAGUUUCACCAUCUCGUCGUUGCGCCUCGGGUUCGAAUUCCGGCUAUAGUCAUGGAUGCUUGUGAUUGUAUAAAAGGAUUAGUACACAAUGGGCCUGCUAAAGCCUGAGUCGUGGAACUAUGAUUCCUCCUUAAAAAACACAAAAUGUUAGGCAAGAUCAUUGCUCCAGAAAAUUAUGUACGGCGAAAAUCGCAGCUGCUCUUGCGGUAGACUAAUUGAUUUGCAUUGAACAGCAUGCAGUAAAUAUUUGAUUGUAUGUUGAAAUUUCACGAAAACACUUCUGCAUCAGGCUAUCGCAGUGGAUAUCUCCGCAAACUAUCAAACAUCCAAGUUUCGUAUCCAUGUUACUUUUCAUGUGCGUUAUGUAGAUAAACAUCUUUUGGGCCAUUAACUUUGCUCCAACAGAAGUUUUGGCAAUAGGCGUAACUUUUGCCGGAACUCGAAUGUAGCACCGCGAUUAGGACUGACUUAUAUCAAUGAAUGAUGUUUCAACACCUAAACACUACUUUAGGUCUCCGAUGUUAAGAUGCAAGAUAUGUGCAUGCCACUUUGUAGCUGGCGUACUGUACUUGAAGUCGCUAAUGUAGGGUUAUCACUUGCACAUCACUGUUUGAUGAUAAUGAAAUUGAAGCACAAUCUCAUUGAAAAUGAAAUGUUUAAAAAAGUAUAAAAUCAUUCCAGCUUGUUGAUGUAUUGUAUGUCCUAUCAAAGUUUACCCAUCGUGUGCAGAUCCGUAGAUGGCACUGAGCGGUUAUUAAACCCAUCAGUGUCAUCAUUUUGAUUUUGUUCAUUUUCAGGAUUUCUGUGUUGUUUUUCUUUUUCGCUGGUAUAGAUGUUUAUUCUUGUAAAUACCGAUAUUUCGGGAACCAUUUGUUUCCUUCAUCACUGCCAACAAGUCUUCUGUGGUCCGUUCAUUUGUAAAGCAUUAAUUCGCUGUAACACAUUGCUGUUUCCCAUCGAUAAAUUAUAAUAGUUGUUUGAUUUCCCGCUACGUUAUGAUUUUUUCAGCUGGGAAUUUCCUAAUUCCAAAUGUCUUGGUCCGUAAAGAGUUGUUGGGAACGUUUCUUGUAAAUGAAUCCACUUUUCUUAUUGUUGUCAAUGCUUUGCUAUACACUUUAACAUUAACAGUUUUAUAUAUCAAAGUUCCAUAUAUGAAUUAGCUACUGUUCUGUAAUCCCUUUUAAGAUUUUGUGU
Hermetia illucens (black soldier fly) is the source of this 6721-nucleotide messenger RNA. RefSeq names its product hyccin (gene Hyccin). Gene Ontology annotation, biological process: protein localization to plasma membrane; phosphatidylinositol phosphate biosynthetic process. Gene Ontology annotation, cellular component: plasma membrane. Bases 116 to 2230 code for a protein of 704 amino acids. The record is from RefSeq and is a predicted model, not a curated record. NCBI's taxonomy places the organism in Eukaryota, Metazoa, Arthropoda, Insecta, Diptera, Stratiomyidae. The transcript has 7 exons.